UAGCUAGCCAACGCUAGCUGACUUAGCUUGAUCUUACCGUGACAUGAGUUUAUUGGCCAUGUGUUGGCGGUCGCCUCAGGGCUCGAUCACACCAAGCGCGCCUCUCAAAAGCGCAGCCGCACCAAAAACGUCUUGUCAAAAACGUGCCGGGCCAAACAGCGCGGCGCUGUGGAGCGGACCUGCGUGCGCAACCAACCGUUGAUUUUGGCUUCAAGAUAUUUAAAAAAGAAAGGAAAGAGUUCGGCGAACACCAGCAUCUACUCUCUGGAGGCUGAUGGAGAGCUCUCGGCUCAUGGUGGAGGAGGUGUUGGCUCUUUGUCUCCACAGGAUCACGAUGGAGGACGCCAGCAUGAGCACCGAGCGGGAGACGAUGCAGGUGGUGAAGAACCUGGAGGCCGUGAGGAGGCGCUGGCUGCACGCCGAGCUGGAGCUGAAGAAGUACAAGGAGCUGCUGGUGAACUCCGACGUGUCCAAAGCGGCUCUGGAGGUCAAACUGAAACACGCUCGCAACCAGCUGGACGUGGAGAUGAGGAAGCGCUACAAGAUGGAGGGAGACUUCCACUACCUGCAGAGGCAGAUGCAGCUGAUGUGUGACGUCCUGGUCCAGGACAGCCGGGCCAGCUGCCUGAACGCAGAGCAGAAGUCUCUGCUGGCCACCUUCCACCACCAGGGGAACGCCACCCUGCAGCGCAGCAGCAGACGGUUGUGUGUGAUCGACGAGUCCUCUUUCCUGUCCCACUCCGAUAUCAGCUACGACCGGACCGACGACGACGUGGAUCUGGACACGACGUCCUUGAAACCCCUGAGGUCUCGAGCCAGAGAGCGGAGGCGGUCGUCCAUGGGACUGCCCGCCGGACCUCCGGUCGGGAAGCGAGGCGGGGACGUUUGUGCAGAGCUGCUGGAGAGGAAGCCCAUCGAGGAGGUCAACACGUUGGUGAAGCAGCUGUCGAUGGCCCCUGAGACUUGGAUCAACGUGAUGGGAAUCGCACCAGAGACCCCCAAAGAGCCCGUCUGUACCCCCACCCGGGAGAGUGCCGGUCCAGUGGCAGCAGACCAAACCUCCGUGUGGUUUCCCCGUGACGAGACGGAGGCGUCGAUGGAGAGAGCGCAGAAAGCCGUCGCACACGUCCUCCUCUCCAAAACCGUGAUCCGGCCCGAGAUGUGCCUGCCGUGCGGGAAGAGGAUGCGCUUUGGGAAGAUGGCCGUGAAGUGCAGAAACUGCGGCGCAGUCGCUCACCCAGAGUGCAAACUGAAACUAAGUGACCGCUGCUCGUCCCCCACGGGAAGCUCGGCUCAACAGAACUCGUUGGAGGACUUUGCCCCGGCGACGGAGCCCAAAGUGCCUCUUCUGAUGGUGGAGUGCGUGGCUGAGAUCGAGAGGAGGGGCCUGGAGGAGAGAGGACUGUACCGGGUUCCUGGAGGGGAGCGUCUGGUGAAGGAGCUCCGGGAGCGCUUCCUCCAGGGGAAGACUCCGCCGCUCAGGAAGGUCCACGACGUCCACGUGCUGUGUGGCCUGCUGAAGGACUUCCUGAGGAGGCUGAGGGAGCCGCUCGUCCCCUUCAGCCUGCACCGCACCUUCAUGCAGGCUUCAGAGCUGCCUGAUGAAGACCAGGGCUCGGCCGUCAUGUCUCAGGCCAUUGCUCAGCUGCCAAAGGUCAACAGAGACACGCUGGCAUUCCUCAUGCUUCACUUGCAGAAGGUGAUGAGGAGUCCUCAGUGUCAGAUGGACAAAAGUAAUCUGGCCCGGGUGUUUGGACCGACUAUAGUGGGACAUGGGAUGUCUGAGCCGACUCCGACAACCAUCAUGAGAGACGUCCACAUUCAGCCAAAGGUUAUCAGCCGCAUGCUGUCUCUCCCUGAAGCCUACUGGAAGCGUGUCCUCACCGGCCCGACACGCGAGACGUCGGCCUCCACCAGUAAAAGCCACAGCCUGGAUGAUGUGCAUGGUCGGUUGUUUGAGCCAUUGACUUCACCGGAGUUAAGCAGCUUCUACAAAACUCCCAGCAGAGGUACUGUGAGGGGCAGGACUCGGUACCAGAGCAACGAUCUCCCCAGAACAGGUCGAGCAGAACCAGAACCAAGGUUCUUUACUUCACCCAGUUGAUCCACUGACCUGAACCACAAUCGGACUAUACAGUCUAUACUACCCUCUGAUCCUGUAUGCAGGCGUUUUUGAAGUGUCUGGUGUGAUCGCGCCCUGAUGCGGUCCAGACGUCUGAACAGAAGAACCAAUCACAGGACGGCUUCCUCCUGCUGCCGGCUCUUUAAACUGGACUUGGUGACGUGAUUUUUCUGGGUUUUGAUUUUAUUAAAACACUAAACUCUGAAAAAUAUAAGCACCUACAUGUUUUGGAAGAAACUUGAAAUGCACUCAAUAAAAUAUUUGACUUCAAA
Messenger RNA from Pseudoliparis swirei, 2394 nucleotides. Its product is annotated as rac GTPase-activating protein 1. NCBI's taxonomy places the organism in Eukaryota, Metazoa, Chordata, Actinopteri, Perciformes, Liparidae. Bases 275 to 2104 code for a protein of 609 amino acids. Gene Ontology annotation, biological process: signal transduction. The record is from RefSeq and is a predicted model, not a curated record. The transcript has 19 exons.